CUCCAUCACUCCUCAGGAACUGAUUGUUACCCGUCUGACAUCACAACCUUUGAUUAGCCGCCAUCAUGUCUGACAUCCAGAAGGCCAUGGCCCUCCUCAUCACCGCAUUCACAAAAUACGCAAGCAAGGAGGGAGACCAGGACACUCUGAAUAAGGAGGAGCUGAAAGAGCUUCUGCAGACUGAAUUUGGAGAUCUGCUGUGUAAAGCCAACGACAAGGCGGCAAUCGACCGCAUCUUCAAGGACCUAGAUACAAACAAGAGCAACAGCGUGGACUUCAGUGAGUUUGUCAACCUGGUGUGCUGCGUCACUCAGAUGUGUCAUGAAUACUUCAUUAGUAAAAAAUAAAAGCAUCCCAGCGCCACCCUGAGGCCAACUGUAAGAGCUACCUUUCUGUCAAAGAAGACUGAAUUCCCAGAAAUUAUCUUGUCKUGCAAAAUUAAAUAAACGUUUCCCUUUUUAAACACUAUAA
This is a messenger RNA of Austrofundulus limnaeus, 471 nucleotides long. RefSeq names its product ictacalcin. The coding region runs from base 66 to 347 and encodes 93 amino acids. The transcript is spliced from 3 exons. Gene Ontology annotation, cellular component: cytoplasm. The record is from RefSeq and is a predicted model, not a curated record. Lineage: Eukaryota; Metazoa; Chordata; Actinopteri; Cyprinodontiformes; Rivulidae. Gene Ontology annotation, molecular function: calcium-dependent protein binding; transition metal ion binding; calcium ion binding.